This is a messenger RNA of Peromyscus californicus insignis, 2009 nucleotides long. RefSeq names its product polo like kinase 5 (inactive) (gene Plk5). Gene Ontology annotation, cellular component: spindle pole; nucleus; centrosome. Gene Ontology annotation, biological process: regulation of cytokinesis; protein phosphorylation; mitotic cell cycle. The record is from RefSeq and is a predicted model, not a curated record. Gene Ontology annotation, molecular function: protein binding; ATP binding; protein serine/threonine kinase activity. NCBI's taxonomy places the organism in Eukaryota, Metazoa, Chordata, Mammalia, Rodentia, Cricetidae.
CCGGCCCACCCCGCGCGCUCCGGCCCACCCCGUGCAGAUGGAGCCCCGGUCCCAGCGGCGGCGGCGGAGCCGCCCGCUGGUGGCCGCCUUCCUGCGCGACCCGGGCUCGGGGCGCGUGUACCGGCGCGGGAAGCUGAUCGGCAAGGGCGCCUUCAGCCGCUGCUACAAGCUCACCGACAUGUCCACCAGCGCCGUGUUCGCCCUCAAGGUGGUGCCGCGGGGCGGGGCGGGGCGGCUGCGCCUGCGCGGGAAGGUGGAGCGUGAGAUCGCCCUGCACAGCCGCCUGCGCCACCGCAACAUCGUGGCCUUCCACGCACACUUCGCGGACCGCGACCACGUGUACAUGGUGCUGGAGUACUGCAGCCGCCAGUCCCUGGUUCACGUGCUGAAGGCGCGCCGGACCCUGACGGAGCCUGAGGUGCGCUACUACCUUCGGGGCCUGGUCAGCGGCCUGCGCUACCUGCACCAGCAACGCAUAGUGCACAGGGACCUGAAGCCCAGUAAUUUCUUCCUUAACAAGAACAUGGAGGUGAAGAUCGGAGACCUGGGGCUGGCUGCCCGGGUGGGGCCCACCGGUCACUGCCACAGGGUGCUCUGUGGGACUCCAAGCUUCCAGGCUCCUGAAGUCGUGUCCCGAAGUGGACACUCCUGCAAGUCUGACAUCUGGGCUCUGGGCUGCAUCAUGUACACGGUGCUGACAGGCACCCCGCCCUUUGCCGGGGCACCCUUGUCGGAGAUGUACCAGAAUAUCCGGGACGGCCGCUACCCCGAGCCCGCGCACCUGUCGCCCAGCGCCCGCAGCCUCAUCACGCGGCUGCUGGCGCCCAACCCUGCCGAGCGGCCCAGCCUGGACCACUUACUCCAAGACGACUUCUUCACCCAGGGCUUCACCCCCGAGCGGCUGCCCGCACACUCCUGCCACAGCGCGCCCGUCUUUGCCUUCCCGCCACCGCUGGGCAGACUGUUCCGAAAAGUGGGCCGGCUCCUGCUGACCCGGUGCCGGCCGCCCUGUCCCUUCACCCCAAAAGAGGCUUCAGGCCCUGGAGAGGAAGGGACAGAACCUGAUCGCAUGGAGUCCAGCCGUGAGGAAGGGGUUCCUCUCUGCGCUGAGAGCCGCGUCCACCUCCUCACUCUCGGGAUGCUGCAGACCGACCUGGCGGACCCAAAGGGGAACUUGGCACCUCAGGUGGAGGCGGCAGCCAGGAAAAUGCAUCUCUGCUUGGACGCAGGACCUAUGGCUGCACAGGACCCCCCAGGGGAGCAGCAGCCUGUCCUCUGGGCCCCCAAGUGGGUGGAUUACUCCCUCAAGUACGGCUUUGGCUACCAGCUGUCGGAUGGGGGCAGUGGCGUGCUGUUUCGGGACGGCUCCCACAUGGCCCUGCGCCCCCCAGGAGGCCAUGUCUCCUACCAAGCUGACCAAGGGACUCUGUGGACCUUCGCCCUGAGGGACGUCCCCAGCCCGCUUCGGGCCAAGCUGGCUGUCCUGCGGCUCUUUGCCUGUUAUAUGCAGAGGCGCCUGCGGGAGGAGGGGACUGUGUCCACGCCUGUGGCGCCUGCCUCUCCUGACUUCUCCCUGUUGACCUUCGCUGCCGACUCCCAGGCUUUGGUCCUGCUCUUCAGCAAUGGGACGGUGCAGGUCAGCUUCAGGACAUCCCAAACCCAGCUGGUGCUGAGUGGGGAGGGCGAAGGCUUGCUGCUCACCCUUUGGGAGCCAGGAGGACCCAGUCCGGGUAUCUCCUACUCCCUAGAUGUCCUGCGGAGCCACGGAUGCACCCCCGCCAUCCACCAGCACCUGCGCCACGGGCUGCGCCUGCUGCAGAGUGUCCGAUGAGUGUCUGAGGGGACCUCUGCAGGGUGCUGGGGACCUGGGCUCGGCGUCUGUUUGCUACAGCUGGCGUCCAUGGAGGGUGGACACACUGGGGGCUUUCUUUGAUUUUUGGUCUGACUAUUGAAGCUAGAAUUUUGUUGGGCCCUGAUGGAUUUUCAUUAAAGAAAACAUGUCCCUGUAA